CGGGCAGCCGUGUUAGCGAGUUACGAAUCCAACAUGCGCGUGAUGACCAAGCGACAAGGUUUCCUCCCCCACAAGGAAAAGGAAGGGGUAUGCUGUUAAAAUCCAACCACAGUUAUCCAACCGCAGAAACAUCAUCUUGGCCGGCCGAGUGACUUUCACCGGAGCUCUGGAAUCAGCUAUCGGAAAAUGGCAGCGAUCGAUCUGGAGAUGGUCCGACCCGAUUCGGAGAGAGAGGAGAGCUGUUCUGCAAAGCAGAUGAAGCAAAGCGGCGAAGGCCUGAGGCAAUACUAUAUGCAGCACAUCCACGAUUGCCAGCUUCAAGUACGCCAAAAGUCCCACAAUCUCAAUCGCCUCGAAGCUCAGCGCAACGAGCUCAAUUCUAAAGUGAGAAUGCUGAAGGAAGAAUUACAGCUGCUUCAAGAACCUGGGUCUUAUGUUGGUGAAGUUGUGAAAGUGAUGGGGAAAUCAAAAGUUUUAGUGAAAGUCCAUCCUGAAGGGAAAUAUGUGGUUGAUAUUGAUAAAAGCAUUGAUAUAACAAAGAUUACUCCAACUACCAGAGUUGCUCUUCGCAAUGAUAGUUAUGUUCUUCAUUUAGUUUUACCAAGCAAAGUGGAUCCUUUGGUCAACCUUAUGAAGGUUGAGAAGGUUCCUGACUCUACGUAUGAUAUGAUUGGUGGCCUUGAUCAGCAAAUCAAAGAGAUUAAGGAAGUCAUUGAGCUCCCCAUUAAACAUCCUGAGUUGUUUGAGAGUCUUGGGAUUGCUCAGCCAAAGGGAGUGUUGCUAUAUGGGCCUCCAGGAACAGGAAAAACACUGUUGGCUAGAGCAGUUGCACAUCAUACUGAUUGUACCUUCAUUAGGGUUUCUGGUUCUGAACUAGUGCAGAAAUAUAUCGGUGAAGGCUCUCGUAUGGUGAGAGAACUUUUUGUUAUGGCAAGAGAGCACGCUCCAUCUAUUAUAUUUAUGGACGAAAUAGAUAGCAUCGGAUCUGCUAGAAUGGAAUCAGGGAGUGGCAAUGGUGACAGUGAGGUGCAGCGCACAAUGUUGGAGCUUCUUAACCAGCUCGAUGGAUUUGAAGCAUCAAACAAGAUUAAGGUAUUGAUGGCUACAAACCGUAUAGAUAUUCUUGAUCAAGCACUUCUCCGCCCAGGUAGAAUUGAUCGAAAAAUUGAGUUUCCAAAUCCGAAUGAAGAGUCUCGCUGGGAUAUCCUCAAGAUUCAUUCAAGGAAAAUGAACUUGAUGCGUGGCAUCGACUUAAAGAAGAUCGCAGAGAAAAUGAAUGGUGCUUCAGGAGCUGAACUUAAGGCUGUGUGCACAGAAGCAGGGAUGUUUGCUCUGAGGGAAAGGAGGGUCCACGUGACGCAAGAAGAUUUUGAGAUGGCUGUUGCCAAGGUGAUGAAGAAAGACACGGAGAAAAACAUGUCUCUGCGCAAGCUGUGGAAGUAAUACGCCCCCCGAAAUCCCUUCAUCUUGUGAUUUUCUGGUCAGUUUUAUGGAGUUUGAAAUUUCCUCUUUGGAUUCUCAACAAUAUGACAGGCACCAACUCUGUGUUGUAUUUGUGAUUGCUUUUUCUCUCUUUAACUCAUGUAAAAAUUUUAAUGAGCUUAUGCAAGGAUAAAUUUGAGACAUUCUCUUUUGCCAUCUUUUUUUUUGGGGAACAAUGUCUAAAAAGAGAAAGGAUGAAUCUUCUCUCUAAAAGUAAAAGAUUUGUCCCUAA
Molecule: messenger RNA, 1714 nt
Organism: Cuscuta campestris
Lineage: Eukaryota; Viridiplantae; Streptophyta; Magnoliopsida; Solanales; Convolvulaceae
Source: the annotation of a GenBank genome assembly